AUGUCGAAUUUCCGGAUGUUGGCUGGGAGCUACAAUCAAGGGAGCGGGGGUGGAGGAAGCCACCGAGGUGGUCACAGCGGAGCUGGAGGAAGCCGUGGUGGAGGAAGCGGAGGUGCGGAACGAAGAGUUGGAAAAGCUGGAGGCUCUUCCGGAGGAGGUUCUUCUGGGGGCGGUGGAUUCAGAGGCUCUUCCAGAGGAAGGUUCGGUGGUCCAUCUUCAGUUGUUGAAAGAAAGUUCAAAAUAAAGUAUAACCCUGUCGAGUUGACAAUGUCAAAUUUCCGUAUGUCGGCCGAGAGUCGCAAUCAAGGAAGAGGGGGUGGAGGAAGCCACCGAGGUGGUCGUAGCGGAGCUGGAGGAAGCCGUGGUGGAGGAAGCGGAGGUGCGGAACGCAGAGGGGGAAAUACUGGAGGCUCUUCCGGAGGAGGUUCUUCUGGGGGCGGUGUAUCCAGAGGCUCUUCCGGAGGAGGCUUCGGGGGUCCAUCAGGCGGCGCUCACGGAAGUAGAGGUGGUGGCGGCGGCGCUCACGGAAGUGGAGGUGGUGGCGGCGGCGGCGCUGGACGUGAUUGGAUGUGUCGAAAUUGUACAGCUUACAAUUUUGGUGGCCGCCCAUUCUGCAUUCGCUGUUAUCGGAUGAAAAAUUAUCUUUCGCCAGAUAAAAAGGCGGAAGAUAUGGAAGUAGACAAAACACCCCCUCCGCAGGGGCCAAGAUGCCUUCUCUGUCUUUGUCUCCCCGGCUGCACCUGCGGAUGCCACCCCUGA
Messenger RNA from Daphnia pulicaria, 759 nucleotides. RefSeq names its product glycine-rich protein DOT1-like. The transcript has 4 exons. Lineage: Eukaryota; Metazoa; Arthropoda; Branchiopoda; Diplostraca; Daphniidae. The coding region runs from base 1 to 759 and encodes 252 amino acids. The record is from RefSeq and is a predicted model, not a curated record.